Haemonchus placei is the source of this 705-nucleotide messenger RNA. The record is from the annotation of a GenBank genome assembly. NCBI's taxonomy places the organism in Eukaryota, Metazoa, Nematoda, Chromadorea, Rhabditida, Trichostrongylidae.
AUGACGGGCUUCCGAUUGGGUUGUGGCGGCAAGAAAGACAAGCUUUCGCCGUCAGGGACGAAGCCGACCGCCCUCGUCGAUGAGGUGUCGGCGCCCCGAGGCUUUGGCAUACGCAGUUACUUGCACAAUUUCUAUCUCUCCCCAACAGUAGAAGAUAUGGAACAAGGUGGAGCGUGGUACCUUCUUCCACCACCUCCUGCUCAACGACGUGGACUUUUCAUCUGUCGUCUGUGCACCGUUCUAGGACUACUUCUUCUGAUCGGCGGAGCCGUUUCGAUUGUCAUCGGCUAUACAUGGCCUCAUGAAGGCAUUGAACAAAGCAUAUAUAAGAUUGUCAUCUAUGAGGACGAAGAUGGAGGCUAUUAUGUUCCACAAGACAAACUACGAGAAAUGCUACGCGAUCCUAUGAGACUAUGGAAGACUGUUGGUUUCUGUGUGUUCGCAUCUGGCGCUAUACUACUUGCUGUGUCUCUGAUAAUUCCGACCUUGGCUGCUUGUAUUGGAUCAAAAAGACUUGCUGGCUUCAUGAGUGAGGAUAACUCGCCCAACGAACCACCUGUACGCAUAUAUCCUCAGGAAAAACCUUCUGUAUCGCAUUCGAGUGGACCUGUACCGGUUAUGGAGGAGAUCGCAAAGGUUCAACCUGGCGAGAAAACUGCUCCAUCUGGACUACUCGACUCUGACAAGGCACCUCUUGUGCACUAA